AUGCUUGACAAAAAUGACAACAGAGCCGAACGCCGCUCUGCUCUGGUCGCACCUGAACUGUCCAGGUUAGAUGUUGACAUUGCUGCCCUUAGUGAGGCAACCUUUCCGGAGGAGGGUAUUCUUCAGGAGCACAGCGCUGGAUACAGCAUGUUUUGGUCAGGGAAACUAGCAACAGAAAAGCAUCUUGCAGGUGUCGGUUUCAUGAUCAGAACAUCCAUUGUCUCCGAGCUGGAAAACCUGCCAACCGGUCAUUCUGACUGUGUCAUGUUCAUGCGUCUCCCUCUGAAGAAUAAGCAGUAUGCCACACUCUUUAGUGUAUACGCCCCAACUCUUCAAGUUGAGCCUGCAGAAAAAGACAAGUUCUACUCAGCGCUCCGCAGCCUUCUCCAAAGCACCCCUACAGAUGAUAAGUUGAUAAUCCUUUGCGACUUUAACUCCCGAGUGGGCCAAGAUGCAACUGCUUGGAAAGGAGUACUUGGCAAACACGACGUUGGAAACUGCAACGACAAUGGGCGUAUGCUACUGGAGUUGUGCACUGAGCAGCAACUGAUCAUCACUAACACCAUCUUUCAGCAAAAGGACUAUCUGAAGACAGCCUGGAUGCAUCCUCGGUGUAAACACUGGCACCUCAUUGAUUAUGUUCUAGUGCGCCAACUCAGAGAUGUUCUGCACACCAGAGUGAAGUCCAGCGCAGAAUGUCAUACCGACCAUCGUCUAGUGCGCUGUAAACUCAGGUUGCACUUCAAACCCAAACCAAGAAGGAAAGCCCCCCCCCCCAAAAAAAAACCAUUCAGACUCAGCGAACUCCAAUCUGAAGAAGUGAAAGCUGUCUUCCAGGUAGCCCUACUGACCAAACUUGAAAAUGACAUCUGUCCUGAAGAUCACUCUCCUGAAACACUCUGGGAUAAACUGAAAACUGCUAUCCUGCAAACAUCCAAAGAAGUUCUGGGGUAUACCUCGGAGAAGAGCAGAGACUGA
This is a messenger RNA of Ostrea edulis (European flat oyster), 978 nucleotides long. Its product is annotated as craniofacial development protein 2-like. NCBI's taxonomy places the organism in Eukaryota, Metazoa, Mollusca, Bivalvia, Ostreida, Ostreidae. Bases 1 to 978 code for a protein of 325 amino acids. Gene Ontology annotation, cellular component: nucleus. Gene Ontology annotation, biological process: chromatin remodeling. Gene Ontology annotation, molecular function: catalytic activity. The record is from RefSeq and is a predicted model, not a curated record. The transcript has a single exon.